CCGUCUAUGCUGGAAGUCGUGUAGAUGCGGUCAGCGACCCAGCGAGAGGAGCAGGGUGUGCAGGCCGAGCACCAGGAGAGCGAACCUUGGAGAAGGCUGCUCCAGCAUCCUAGGUUCCUGGAGUGGGUCGCAAACGCACCAAGAAAAUGAGCGAAGAGACCGCCCCGGACGCUGCUUCCCCGCCGCCCCCGCAGGGGCAGCAGUACUUGGAGCGCUUCUCUGAGGAGGACCCUGAGUACCUGCGCCUGCGGAACCGCGCCGCUGACCUGCGGCAGGACUUCAACCUGAUGGAGCAGAAGAAGCGCGUCACCAUGAUCUUGCAGAGCCCUUCUUUCAGGGAGGAGCUGGAAGGCCUCAUCCAGGAGCAGAUGAAGAAGGGGAACAACUCUUCCAACAUCUGGGCCCUGCGGCAGAUCGCGGACUUCAUGGCCAGCACCUCCCAUGCAGUCUUCCCAACAUCUUCCAUGAACUUCUCCAUGAUGACACCCAUCAACGACCUCCACACAGCAGACUCCCUGAACCUGGCCAAGGGUGAGCGGCUCAUGCGGUGCAAGAUCAGCAGCGUCUACAGACUCCUGGACAUCUAUGGCUGGGCCCAGCUGAGCGACACCUACGUCACGUUGCGGGUCAGCAAGGAGCAGGACCAUUUCCUCAUCAGCCCAAAGGGAGUUUCCUGCAGUGAAGUGACAGCAUCCAGUCUGAUGAAGGUCAACAUCCUGGGUGAGGUGGUGGAGAAGGGCAGCAGCUGCUUCCCGGUGGACACCACAGGCUUCUGCCUGCACUCGGCCAUCUACGCAGCCCGGCCCGACAUCCGGUGCAUCAUCCACCUGCACACCCCCGCCACGGCCGCGGUAUCAGCCAUGAAGUGGGGCCUCCUGCCUGUGUCCCACAAUGCCCUGCUGGUAGGGGACAUGGCCUAUUAUGACUUCAAUGGGGAAAUGGAGCAGGAAGUGGAUCGAAUCAACCUGCAGAAGUGCCUUGGACCCACCUGCAAGAUCCUGGUGCUAAGAAACCAUGGAGUGGUUGCUCUUGGUGACACCGUAGAGGAGGCGUUUUAUAAGGUCUUCCACCUGCAGGCUGCGUGUGAGACACAGGUGUCCGCUCUGUCCAGUGCUGGGGGAGUGGAGAACCUCAUCCUCCUGGAGCAGGAGAAGCACCGGCCCCAUGAGGUAGGCUCCGUGCAGUGGGCAGGGAGUACCUUCGGGCCCAUGCAGAAGAGCCGGCUCGGGGAGCACGAGUUUGAGGCCCUCAUGAGGAUGCUGGACAAUCUGGGUUACAGGACGGGUUACACGUACCGCCACCCCUUCGUGCAAGAGAAAACCAAACACAAGAGCGAGGUGGAGAUCCCAGCCACAGUGACCGCGUUCGUGUUUGAAGAGGACGGCACACCGGUGCCCGCCCUGCGGCAGCACGCCCACAAACAGCAGAAGGAGAAGACCCGCUGGCUCAACACCCCCAACACCUACCUGCGGGUCAACGUGGCCGACGAGGUCCAGAGGAGCAUGGGCAGCCCCCGGCCCAAGACCACCUGGAUGAAGGCUGAUGAAGUGGAGAAAUCCAGCAGCGGGGUGCCCAUACGGAUCGAAAACCCAAACCAGUUUGUGCCUCUCUAUACCGACCCCCAAGAAGUGCUGGACAUGCGGAACAAGAUUCGAGAGCAAAACCGACAGGAUGUGAAGUCAGCAGGCCCUCAGUCCCAGCUCCUGGCAAGCGUCAUCUCGGAGAAGAGCCGGAGCCCGUCUACAGACAGCCAGCUGAUGUCCAAGGGUGAUGCAGAUACCAAAGACGACUCCGAGGAGACGGUGCCCAACCCCUUCAGCCAGCUCACCGACCAGGAGCUGGAGGAGUACAAGAAGGAGGUGGAGAGGAAGACCCUGGAGCUUGAUGGAGAGAAAGAAAUCGCCCCAGAAGGACCUGGCUCGCCCACGAAGUCUGCACCCACCUCCCCAGUGCAGAGUCCAGCAAAGUCAGAGGCCAAGAGUCCAGUAGUGUCUCCGUCUAAGACCGUGGAGGGUGCUAAGACGGAAACAAGCAAAUCCCCCACAAAGCCCGAGCCAACCCAGCCAGAGGAGGUGGUGGUCAAUGGGAGGGAGGAUGAGCAGACCGCGGAGGAGACCCUCAGCAAGGGCUUGAGCCAGAUGACCACCAACGCCGACACUGACAUCGACACGUCCAAGGACAAAACCGAGUCGGUCACCAGCGGCCCCAUGUCCCCAGAGGGCUCGCCUUCCAAGUCUCCCUCGAAGAAGAAAAAGAAAUUCCGAACCCCAUCCUUCCUGAAAAAGAGCAAAAAGAAGGAGAAAGUGGAGUCCUGAUGGGUGGUCCCCACUGGCUCCCAUCUGUAUCCUCUCUCUCUUCCCCUUCCCCCCUCCCAUCUCUGUCCCUGGAAACACAGGGCCAAGGAGGGGUAAAAUCAGACCCCCAGAUUACCCUCUGAGGGGGAAUUUAGCGAUCACCUGGCCAACCCCUCAUUUUACAACGGCCCUGGAGAAACUGGGUAGCAGGCCCAAGGCCACACAGCUGGUUAGUGGAGCCUGCACUGGAAUUCAGUCUCCUGAGUCCCAGUCCAGGGCUCUUCCCAAUACACAACACUGCCUAGUUGUAGGCCGCCUUUGGGAGGAUGCUGCCCAUUCAUCUGAGCCCAGAGCACGGAGGCCAGAAAUGGGCACACGCUCACAGGCUCAGGCUGAGUCAGAGUGGGGGAGGCUUCCCCGGAGCAAGACUCCUUCUGAGAAUCCCAGCUCCAGGCAGGGGAGAGAGAGCCCCAUGUUCAGAAAAGUCUGCUCUUUUCCAUUUAGGGUCCUGCCCCGCUAUUCCAAGUCACCAUACAAACUGAUCCCUACUACAGAAGUUACUCUUUGUCCCCAAGGGCUGAUGGCUUAGCUUGUUCUUCCCCACCCACCGCCCCUGAGCUUUUAUAUGGAGCCUCUUGAAUGACAGAUGGAAGUCUUGGAAGGGCUGGCAGGCAAAAGGGAAGGGCGAGUCAGACCAAGGGCCGGUGGUGGCUUCAUUGAUGUAAGAGGCCAGGAGCGUAGGCACAUAACCCAUUCCAAGUGUGCAUCUCAGGCCCUUCAGAACAAGAAGGAAAUUUACCGCUAAACAAAGUUGAAAUUGGGGGAAGAUCAAAACAGCUCGAGGAGGCUAGACCUUUCCAGCUUUGCAUGACCCCGAGCCCUGGGGCUCCUGCCCUUCCAUCAGGUGUCACCGGCCCGCCCCUCAAACCCAGAACCAUUUGCUUUCAGAGAGAACUAGUGUCCUCUUGUUGCUGGCUACUUUGGGGUUUUGGCUCUGGCUCUGGGACCUGCAGUGGAGGAUCAGAGACGGACCCUUGGACCAGCUAGCAGAGACAUACCCCUGUCCCUGGCUGCCCCUCCCGGGGCCUGGUGGUAGCCGCAGCUUUGGUUUGAUGUGCCACUGCUACCUUCCCUUAUCACUCCCCAGGCCCUGACGGGCAAGCACCGUCGGCUCCUAAAACAUAGACAAUCCAUCCCCUUUAAAGCACAGUGUCGUCAAAAGAAUAUUCCCCCCGCCCUUUGUGCUGAGUAUUGUAAAAGUAUUUUUGAAAGCUCUUAAUCAUAGUUUUCUUUUUUGUACCAUUUGCUCUACCUGUGCAGGCUCAACAGUCACUGUAUCUCUUAACACACACCCCACCACCACCACCACCAACCCCGUCAGGGGGCACAACUGUUCCCAUUUGAUGGGGAGGAAACUGGGGCCUCAGAAAGCAUCACCGCUUGCCUGGCAUGGCUAACUCAAGCCAGAGCACGGAUUUGACUCCAGAGCCUGUGAUCUUAAAGCUCAUCCCGAAGGUUGUUCCCUUUCCCAGGGCUGGUCGUCUCUGCGUCAUGUCAGCGGUUUAGGAGGGGGACACGCCCUGUGCUCGCUCUCCUCCGUGCACGCCACAUUCCUGGUUAAGCGGGUGUGGCGGGCCCAGGACUAGAACCAUCACCCAUUGUUGGGCUCUUUCUUAGAAAGAAAGGAAACUGACAUAUGAUGAGGGCAAACUCAGUUCUCUCUUUCUCUCUCACACACAUCCCCAACGGUGGCCCCAAGCCCCCCCUUCUUUCUCCGCCCCACUCCCUGAUGGGACAGCCCCAGGGCCAGUCCUCCCCAAACCUGCGCGGCGGUGGGGGAAAUGCCUUUAAAAGCCAACCCUUGAUGCCUUCUCUGAAAUCCAGGUUUCGUCUGCAUCCUCUCAUCCUCAGUGUGUGUCAAGCAUCCCUUAAGGGUCAGCUGUAUGCUGACGUGAAUCCAAUCGUGACUAGACUAGCGGGUGGUGUCAUGGAAGUGUGGCAUGGACACAGUCCGUGAUGCAGCUGUUUGUGUUUAAGUCUGUUGUAGACAGGAAUGACAGUGAUUGACUGUUGUCAACAGAUGACUUCCUCCUGCAGGUGAGAUGGCCGGGACCUUGCUGGAGUAUCACCCUUGGGGUUUAUGCCACAGGGCCCAUCUUACAGUCCUCCACUUGUCCACUGUGCAGGCUCUCAAAAAGCAGCCAUUAAGUUUGGGUCAUGGGCCAGGGGCUGGCGAAAAUGUCCCACAAAAUGUGAUGGCUGUUACAAGUUUCCAAACAAGAGGAAGCCAGGCUGUUUCGCGAUGAGGGAAGAGCGUGUGCUCAGGCAGGGACACGUGAAAUGCCAUGACGUGGUCCACAGAGCAGGUCAGUGUUGCCCGAGUGUGGGGGUGAGGCAGGGCGGCGGUUGGUGUCGAAGGCUGGCAGGGCUGGCAGAGCAGCCGGCCUUUAUUGCGUGGAGGGUUUGGGGCUGCCGAGGGCUUGGAUUCGGGGCAGACCCAACCAAACCGGCCCUUUUAGAAAAGGCUCCUGGGUGACUGGAGAAAGAACUAGAAGGGGCUGAGCUGGAGGCAUGGGCCCCACACACCGAGGCCUUUCUGAAGCAGCAGUCAGAAGACAUCUUAGACGAACGGCCGGCCUGCUGUGACUGGGUACUUGAUAGCAAGUGGUGUCCAGCACAGACACGGAAUUUGUCUCCUUAAAAUUCUUUGGAUGAAGCAUCUGAAGAUGAGAUCUUGGCACAGUGAUGGGAGUAUUCAGAGUUCGUGUGUCGUACACUGCGUCUGGUUCUGUUUUAUCUCGAUGUAGGAUUGUUGAGCGGGUCUGUUAACUUGUGCAUGUGUAUGAAGGGGGCGUUGUGCCUCGGCCCGGGCUUGAGGACACCCGCCAAGCCCAGGGCUGUUGAAGGCGAUAACAAUCCCAACAAAACCACAGGCUGUUAGGACGAGGGGAGGGGUCCCUUUCUUUGGCUCCAGAUAGAAGGGGGCUGCAAGCUUUGGCCAGUGUCGGUCUGGAGCAGAGGGCUGGAGGGGAGCUUGGACUCAGUGGGCAGUGGGUUCAUUUCUAGAAAAGCCAUUGUGCUUGGAUAUGCAACGGGACCGGGCCAGGAACACGGAACCACUCCGCUCCAAAGCUGCACUCUGGCAGGCUGAGCUGGGCAGUAAGGAGCCAGGUCUCCAAGUCUGUCCCCUGAGGAGACGGGCAGAGGCGGAGGUGGUUGUAGAGAGAGAAGCCUGGCUCUAAUCAUUCUCUCUCGGACCUGGUGCUGUACCCAGCAGUGGUGUGAGGGAAGCAUCCACACCACGGGACUUUUCCCCAAUCUGAAAUAGGCGUUGCCAGGAGACAACCUGGCAGCCAGUGAGGGCUCUGUAAGUACCCUCCUGUCUGCCGACAGCCAGGUGAUGCCCUCGGGUACACCUAGUGCUUAUGAUGCGACCCUUACCCUGCCUACCCACAAAUUACUUGGGGAAAUUUGGAUGAGGCGCCAGAUUCCUUCCACACAGCCCUUUAAAUCAUUGCCCUAAUGCCACGAAGUUAGAUCUCGGCUUGGAAGCUCUCCCCCUGAUGCCGUGCCAUUCAUUCCUAGAGCGAGGCCAGACCUUGACCCAGCACUGCUGUGAGAGACGGGCCACACUGCAGGCGGGGCCGAGCUGUUCUACAAAGCCACGGCCUUGUCCGCAGUGGAUUUAAAAGAGCCACCCACCCAUCAGCCCACUUCCCCUCCGAGACCCUGAAAGAUGGACAUCGAGUGUGGGUGCGCAGGGCUAGGCAGCCACGCAGAUGUCCCCAGCCUGUACGGCGGGCAUUUGCACAAGUGUGAAUUCGGUGGCCUCGACGGGUCAGCAGAAGUGCGUGAGUUGGUGCAGUCGUCGUAGGUUCCGUGAGCAAACAGGAAACGCGCUCGCUUCCCCUCAGCACCCUAGCGCCAGGGCAGUCAGAUGCAGGGUCCGAGGAGACUCAGAGGUCCCGGGAGAAUCUGUUCUCUCCCGAUUCCAGCCCCCGUGGGAUGUCAUGUCUCCACUGGGCGGGACCAUUUAACGCUUUACACAGAGUGAGGGCAGGGGAGGCCUCCAGCCAGGCACACUUGGCCCCAUCUAGCUUCUCACAUUGGGUAGCACACAUGGGGACCUGCCGCUGGAGGAGGAGUGCCCCCCACUGUGGACACAGGAGAGGGUCUUGGAACCACUCCUGGGGUGGUCAGUGCCCCGGGGUUCCUAUCCUCACCCACUGCGUCCCAAGCAACAGCAGGAGGCCCACUGGCGGGGUCAGCCCCUUAUUUCUGAAUGAAUGUCUAGCUGGGGAGUCAACGCCAACCCUUGAUGACCCCCUGGGGUGCGAGCAGAGGGAACAAGAUCACCAGGCUUUCUUCCGAGGCACCCCUGCAUGGGCUCCAACCUCCAACCUCUGGUGCACAGCUGAGCGCGUUCAACAUUCACACCGCCCAGGGCCUGUCUCUGUCUAAAUCCUGUUAGGAAAGAGUUGCAGGGGGUUCCGGGGGUGGUGGGAAAAUAUCUGUAGAGAAAUUGGAAAUCAUUCUCCCACCAGCAAAUCAUCCUGUAUGGCUUUCAGAAGCCUGAAGGCCAGCCCUUCCCGUAAAGAAAGAAAAUUCAGAACAGAUCCAGGAGGCCACGGUUGGCCCAAGGACAGAGGGGCCACACUUAGCAGCCCAUCCAAGCCCCUUUUAAGACACACCUCUUUGGGGAAACCCGACCCCGUCUUUCGACUCCACCGCAUGUCUUCGUGGUCUUUCUCUGUGUGGUUGUUCGGUCGGUGUGCAUCGCCUCACUUUGAAACCGUGCGCUGCCUCGUCUAGUCCCAGCGUCUCCCAGGAGAAGGCUGGGCUGCGGUUGCCUGACGGGCCUAGGCGGAUGGUUCUGGUGAGACGGCUUGUGUCUGACGGUCGUCACAAGGGAAUCCUACUUCCCGUCUGCACUUAUCCAUUGUGUUCAGCCUUGCCGCGUGUCGCGAGGUCGCACAGAGGGCUCCAUGUACAAACGCCCCGCCCCUGCCAUGCCAGCGCCCCGGACCGUGCUUCAUCCCCACACAGCUCUGCCUCCCCACGCUGACCCUCUCUGAGCCACUGGCGUGCCGAGUUGACGAUGGCUAGUCACUUGGGCUUUGAUUUUGCAAUUUUAUACACACACACAUAUAUUUAUGGUUUGGUUUUGUAUCGUUUUCAGUUUGAAUCUCUGAGCACCAAAGCUGCCCUGUGAUUUUUCGAGAGAACUCUCCAAAGCCUCUUCCUGAGCCCCUGCGCUGCUGUGAUGUCUGUGUAGCCGGGGAGGGGACCUGCCGGGGGGGUUUCUGUAUGUACGUGCUGUGGCCUCUUCCGCAGGCAUUGCCCUAGUAAACCUAACGUGCUGAGCUUCCCAGUG
Messenger RNA from Echinops telfairi (small Madagascar hedgehog), 7668 nucleotides. RefSeq names its product adducin 2 (gene ADD2). Gene Ontology annotation, molecular function: actin filament binding. Bases 147 to 2315 code for a protein of 722 amino acids. Lineage: Eukaryota; Metazoa; Chordata; Mammalia; Afrosoricida; Tenrecidae. The transcript is spliced from 15 exons. The record is from RefSeq and is a predicted model, not a curated record. Gene Ontology annotation, biological process: barbed-end actin filament capping. Gene Ontology annotation, cellular component: cytoskeleton; postsynaptic density; plasma membrane.